AACCACACCUUUAGCUUGUUUCUUGAAAUUUAUUUGUAAUAGACAAGCUAAGAGUUUCUUCAAAGCUGAUUUAUUGGGAUUAUAGGAGGUGUGUUUUUCUGGGAACAUAUCUUUGGAGUUGAAUGCUAACAAGAAGAGAUUGAAGUUAAUCUAUUUAAGUGAAUGCUUUAAGUUGAACUCUGCAAAUUGUGAAAGAAAGAGGUUUCUUGAGUUCAUCCUUUUCAUUUGUAGGUUGUAUCGUUUAAUAAUAGAGAUAAGAGAUGGGUUGAGAUGAGUAAGCCCAUAGUGGUGAGAAAUAAAAGGCCAAGGCCACUCUUGGGUUGUCGUCUACUUGGGAUUCGGAUCAAUUUGACUAGGAACGGAUCACAGAGACUGAGAGUGAAGACACCCACCCAAUCAACCUUGUGAAAAUGGCGACACCCCAAUUCCUAUCAUCCUUCCGGUACUCCGACAGUCUAACAGUCGUAGCUAUCUCCUUUUGCACUGCCAUUGUCUGCGAAGCCAUCUCAUGGCUCUUAAUCUACCGCACCAACUCUUACAAAUCCCUCAAAUCCUCUAUCGACAAAGCCGCCAAGAAACUCGAAAUCAUGAAAACCGACCAAAACCCUAGCAAGUUAUCCACCAAAAAAUCCAAAACCAAGAAGAUCGACCGUGUCGAAACCAGCCUCAAAGAAUCCAGCCGUGACCUUUCCUUAUUCAAGUUCAAAUCUGGGGCUGUCGUCGCCCUCGUUUUGAUCGUCGUUUUUGGCUUCUUGAAUUCUCUUUUCGAAGGCAAAGUUGUCGCCAAAUUGCCCUUUAAGCCCAUCGGGAUAGUGAUGAAGAUGAGUCAUAGAGGAUUAAAAGGGGACGAUUCUACCGAUUGCUCCAUGGUCUUUCUCUACUUCUUGUGUUCCAUCAGUAUAAGGACUAAUUUGCAGAAGUUUUUGGGGUUUUCGCCGCCGCGAGGUGCUGCUGGCGCUGGGUUGUUCCCAAUACCUGAUCCCAAGACUAAUUGAGUCUUCUUUUCAGGGAUUAAGGAUCUGGGUAUGUGUUUUUCCUUUUUUAUAAUUUAGCUACUGUUUGAGAAUCAAGAAUUUAGGUAAUGGAUAUUUGGAGUUUUGGGCUUUUAUGUGAUAGUUGGUGACGACAACUGGUUUUAUAUUUUAAAUCAUUGUUUUCUAAUUUUGAUUAUUGUUAACUUUUAUAAGUUCCGGUGUUUGAAUUCUAGUUUGGAAUAAUCAUUGCUUGAUUGUCAUCUUUCUCUAAUCUAUCGAGUAAUUAUGUUCUAGUGAAA
Messenger RNA from Gossypium arboreum, 1273 nucleotides. RefSeq lists its product as uncharacterized. NCBI's taxonomy places the organism in Eukaryota, Viridiplantae, Streptophyta, Magnoliopsida, Malvales, Malvaceae. Gene Ontology annotation, cellular component: endoplasmic reticulum membrane; cytoplasm. The record is from RefSeq and is a predicted model, not a curated record. Gene Ontology annotation, biological process: endoplasmic reticulum calcium ion homeostasis. The transcript has a single exon. Bases 411 to 995 code for a protein of 194 amino acids. Gene Ontology annotation, molecular function: calcium channel activity.